Messenger RNA from Dioscorea cayenensis subsp. rotundata (Guinea yam), 5140 nucleotides. Its product is annotated as auxilin-like protein 1. Gene Ontology annotation, molecular function: clathrin binding. Gene Ontology annotation, cellular component: cytoplasm; vesicle; intracellular membrane-bounded organelle. Gene Ontology annotation, biological process: clathrin-dependent endocytosis; clathrin coat disassembly. The coding region runs from base 339 to 5045 and encodes 1568 amino acids. The transcript has 8 exons. NCBI's taxonomy places the organism in Eukaryota, Viridiplantae, Streptophyta, Magnoliopsida, Dioscoreales, Dioscoreaceae. The record is from RefSeq and is a predicted model, not a curated record.
AAAUCCCCACGUGAAAUCCCGAAAACACCCCUCUCCACGUUCCCCAAACACCAUUAAACCAGACCUUAUUACGUGUCUCCCUACUUAAAAAGCCAAGAAACCAAUAAAAGAACGCCACGUCAACCAAACACCUUUUUCUAUGUUUGUAACAAAACAGCUGAUCUGGUUACCUUGUCGCUACUCUGCUCUCAGACUCGGUUUUCUCCCCCGAGCUCUGUCUUCUCUCUCUCGCGUUUCGGUCUUCUUCUUUCUUUUUCUCUCUCUCUCUAGAAAAGGUCGGAGCUUUAGAGAGAGAAAAGCCCUAACCCUAGUGCUCGAGCUCGCGCGCUUGCUCUGCAAUGGAGGACCCGCAAGCUGCGCUACCUGCCGGCCGGCCUCGGACGCGGCACUCUCGGAAGGGGGCCUCGGGCGUCGCCGGGGGGGCUGGCGGGAUGAAGGUGGACUACGAUGAUGUGUUUGGGGGUCUGCCUAGGUUUUCGGGGCCUGCCAAAGCAACGAGGGGGGAUGAAUAUGUAGAGAUCUUUGGUGACUUCGCUGCAUCGUGUUCCAUCCCUUUCCUUGAGCUUCCGGUGGGAUUUGAUGAUGUGGAUACUGGGGUGGACCCUCGAGCUCCAGGAUUUGACUACCGGGAGAUCUUUGGGGGUUUUAGCGGUUCGGAUUUUGGAGUUUCUUAUGAGGAGUUGAUUGCGGGGAAGACCCCGCCGGAGGAUUCGAAUGGGAGGGUCCCAAAGAAAACAAGCAAUAGACAGCAGGCAUCAGAAGCUUCUAAUUUAGCUUCACAGACUCCUGACAAUGAAUUUGUGGCAUCUGUGGAAGAAGAUCAAAUCAUUUUUGAUUUGCACCAGUCAAAUGGUGGGAUAAAGAAGCUCGACAUGUCAGACCACAAUACAAACUGGGGAGGCGUAGAGGGAGGUCAAAGUGCACCGUUAACUAAACAUCAUACCAUUCCUGGCUAUAACUCUGUGGUGGAUGCAAGCUCACCAAAUUUGAGAAGCGAUAGUAUUCCAGAAGUGAAAGCUAAUGAUCCGAGUCUCAGUUCAGACCCUUCAGAUCCUAAUGGGAAAAUAGCUGACAUGAAACAGGAGAAAAUUUCUAUGGCAGCCUCUGAUGAUGCCAGUACCGGUAGUUCGAUAAUUGAUCUGAAGGAUGUGAAAUCAUUAAGCACCAAAUCUCCAGCCUCAGAAGAUGUUUCUGCAAAUCUGCAAUCACAUUCACGUUCUUCUAGCUAUCACUCAACGACAUCUAGUGGGGAUAUAUCCUUUCAUGAUCCUACAUAUGUUACCAUAUCUGAAAUCAGCCUUAGGACUCAACCGUUGGAAGUGCCACCACCUUCAAGACCACCUCCCAAACUAAGUAAUAAGCAGAGUCAUCCUAAAAUCAAGAUCUAUUCCAGUGCCAAUGAUGCUGAGCGAGGAAGUCUAUAUAGACAAACAAGUGAUAGCUGGAAAUAUUAUAGUAGUUCUUUUUCUAAAACUGAUGCUGUUCAAGGCUCAGUGAAAGACGGUUCUAAUUUCUUUGAUGUGGAGGUUGAUGCAAGUUCAGCUGCUGCAGCUUCUGCUGCUGCCAUGAAAGAAGCAAUGGAACAAGCCCAAGCUAAAUUGAAAAGUGCAAAAGAAUUGAUGGGGAGAAAACGAGACGGUUUCCAAAGCCGCAAGAAGCUGCCUCAGCAUGAUAACAUAAAUUUCAAGGAAAGAAAGGAUGUUGAAGCUGCUGAAGAAGUGAACUGCUGCAUUGGAGAUAUACCCCAAAUGAGGUUCGCAAAGGACGAGGAGAAGAUGAAUGAUUUUCUGAAGCAAGAGAGGCAGAAACACACUAAGGCAACCAAGAUAGCUAUUGAUCAGGCAGAGAAGGAAACGGGUGCUGGCAAAGAGCAGACAGUUCAAGGGGAAAAAUCAAAAUCCUCCCCAUACAACCUGGAGGAGAAAACUGUGGAACAGAAAAUUGAUAACCUUACUUAUGAACAGGAAGAGAAGGAAGUAGAUAAGCAAGAGAGCCGCAAACACACACAGGACAGAGAGAUAGCUAUUGAUCAGGAACAGAAUGAAAUUUGUGCUGGCAAAAAGCAGGCACUUCAAGGGAGGAAAUUGAAAUCAUCUCCACACGAUCUGGAGGAGAAAGCUGAGGAGAGGAAAAUAGAGGACCAAUUUUACGAACAGAAAGAGAAGGAAAUGGACAAGCAAGAGAGACAGCGCCACACUGAUGCAACCAAGAUAGCUAUCAACCUGGAAGAGAAUGAAAUGCAUGCUGGCAAAGAGCAGGCCCUUCCAGGGCAAAAAUUAAAAGCAUCUCAAUACAACCUGGAGGAGAAAACUGUGGAGAGGAAAAUAGAUGACCGAUAUUGUGAACGGGAGAAGGAAAUGGAUAAGCAAGAGAGACAGAAACACACUAAUGUGACCAAGACGGCUUUUGACAAGGAUGAGAAGGAAAUGCAUAAGCAGGAGAGGCAGAAAGACACUAAGGCAACCAAGAUAAUUAUUCACCAGGAAGAAAAGGAAGCGGAAAAGCAAGAGAGUCAGAAACAUGCUAAGGCCACCGAGACAGCUGUUGAUCAGGAAGAGAAGGAAAUGUAUGCUGGCAAAGAGCGAACACUUCAAGAUAAGAAAUCAGUUUCAUCUCAAUAUGACCUGGAGGAGAAAACUGGGGAAUGGAAAAUAGAUAGCCAAUAUUAUGAACUGAUAAAUAACAAUAAGUGUAGACCUGCUCAAAAACUGUCUGAGCAAGAAUGUGCUCAGAAGACAUUGAAGGGGACCAAAGUGCAAAACGAACAUGUGCAAGACUGCAAAGUGGUUGAAACACCGAAUGAAUUAAAAAAAUCAAGAAAAUUGUGGGCUGUUAAUGAACCGCAUGUAGUAGAAAAAAUAAAGGUGAAUGCUGAGACUAUGGCUAGCAGAGAGGACGAAAUAAAAGAAAUUCUAAGUGCAAUUCGAGAAGCUCAUGUACAGGAAAAACAUCCUGAUGUACAAGAAGUAGCAGAUGUGUUUAGUCUAGGUGAAGAAAAUGAGAAAUCAGAGGAUGCUCAGGAGAUCUAUCCUGGUGUUGUGGAUGAAAUAAAAGAAGAUGCCAUCAAGGAGACGACAUGUGAACCUCAUGAAAGUGAAAAUGUUCAAAAAAUUGCUGAUAAAACUAGUGUUGUGAAUGAAACUGGGAAAGAAUUUGAUGUGCUAAAGUAUUCAUUUAUGCCAGAGCCAGGUAAGAAAUUUACAGCAACUCAAGCGGAUAUUCCUUGGGAGAGUUUUGAAAAGAGACAUGAGUCAUCUGAGUUGGGAUGUGCUCCUGAAAUUCAUGAAAUUGACUCGAAAACUGAUGUGCUACUGGUUGCGGAAGGAAUUAACACUUUGAGCAUGAUGCAAGAAUCAUGUGGUUCUGUGGAAAGUAAGAAGGCAGUCUACAUUGAUCGGGAAACUAAUGAAUCAGAAGAAAAUGUCAAACUGUCCAAAGCUGCUAAAGGACCUGGUGAAGAAUGCGAAAUCAGAGAGGAUUGUAAAACAACAAAGGUUCCUCUUGGGUAUGUGGAAAAUGCCAUGAAAAUGGCAGAAGCAAAAAAAGUCUCUCUGGAAAAUCAGAAUAAGAAAGGAAAAGAAAAUCUACAAGAACUUGAGAAUGAUGAGGAGCACAUGAUGGAAUCUAUGACCGAGAAUUCUGAUGAGUCACAGAUGAUGGCUGAAGCAGACAAUAUAGAGGAGGAGAAUGAAAAGCCUAAACUAGUUCAGGCAACUUCAGAUUUGGGGAAGAGCCAUAAUGGUGUGAAUAAAGCUCAAGUGGUUUGUCAGGAUCCAGAAGAUUUUGAACUUGUGUCAGCUGUCAAUUUGGACAGAAAUUGCAACGAUGCAAAUGCAGAUCUUCUGGUUGGCCAGCAGCCUGUAAAUGAAAGCUUGGAAGCUGUCCGACAGGUUAGAUUGCCAGAAUCAGAGAAGAAAGGGAAAUUGCCAAGUCUGCUUAAGGUAGACUCAGAAAGUCAUUGUAUGGGUGCAGUUGAUAAUUCAAAUAUUAACUCACAAAAAACAGAGAGUAUGAAAAGUGUAGGCAGAAAGAGAGAGAGUGAAAGAGAGCAUGAGAAAGAAUGGGCAAAGAAGUUAGAAGAGAAAGAGAGGGAGAGGGAAAGAGAAAAAGAUAGACUUGCUGUUGAAAGAGCUACUAGUGAAGCUCAUGAAAGAGCACUUGCUGAAGCGAGGGAAAGGGCCGAAAGGAUUGCUGUGGAGAGGGUGACUGCUGAAGCUCGACAAAGAGCAUUGGCUGAGGCCAGAGAGAAAGCAGAGAAAGCUUCAGCUGAAGCAUUAGAGAAAUCAUUGGCUGAAAAAACUUCUAGAGAAGCUAAGUUGAGGGCAGAGCGUGCUGCAGUCGAGCGGGCUACUGCUGAAGCUCGAGAGCGUGCUGUAGAAAGAGCAAUUGCAGAAAAGGCUGCUGCAGAAGCCAGAGAACAAGCUGAGAGACUUAAUGGCUCUUUUAGGGAUAAAAUAAGGAAAGACAAUGAAGCAUUGAACAAUCUUAGGUCUAGUGAUAAGGGAGACGGUGGAAUAAGGAUAAGGCCUGGUUCUCACGAUAUUCGACACAAUGAGUCUCAAAAUGUGGGAUCUACCCAAAAAUACUCUGCAUCUAUUAAUCAUGGAGCUGCUGGUGAAUCAGCUUUAAGGUGUAAAGCAAGGCUAGAGAGGCAUCAACGUACAGUUGAGCGUGCUGCAAAAGCACUUGCUGAAAAGAAUAUGCGUGAUAUUCUCGCUCAAAGAGAACAAGCAGAGAGAAAUAGGUUAGCCGAAUCUCUUGAUGCUGAUGUCAAAAGGUGGUCAAAUGGAAAGGAAGGGAAUUUGCGAGCAUUGUUGUCGACCCUGCAAUAUAUCCUUGGUCCUGAUAGUGGUUGGCAGCCAAUUCCCUUGACCGAGGUUAUAACUGCUGCAGCUGCCAAGAAAGCAUACCGGAGGGCUACUCUUUGCGUUCAUCCGGACAAGUUACAGCAAAGGGGAGCUAGCAUUCAACAGAAGUACGUUUGUGAAAAAGUCUUUGAUCUACUUAAGGAAGCAUGGAACAAGUUCAACUCCGAAGAGCGAUAAGCCGGAAUCUAUAUGUAACAAUGUUAGGAAGAUAGUCGUUGUAAAGCUAGAUGCAUUAUAUUUAUUCAAUUUAGUAAGUUCAGACUUUUGCUAAA